Molecule: messenger RNA, 1593 nt
Organism: Limulus polyphemus (Atlantic horseshoe crab)
Lineage: Eukaryota; Metazoa; Arthropoda; Merostomata; Xiphosura; Limulidae
Product: THUMP domain-containing protein 3-like
Exons: 7
Coding region: 515-1438 (307 amino acids)
Biological process (GO): tRNA methylation
Molecular function (GO): RNA binding; tRNA (guanine) methyltransferase activity
Source: RefSeq, a predicted model, not a curated record
CUGUAUUAGUAGCGUUAACUAGGCCUACUAAUACUAUAGUAAUAUUAGUAGUAGCACUGAAAUUGAGUGAUACUAAAGUUAGAGGUUAGUGCAAUAGUGGUGCUGUCCAUAACUCUGUAGUUUGUAGGGACUACCCCCCGUAAAACUAAAAGCAAAAGAACAAAAACAUCAGUUUAGGACACCUAUGUUACCUGAAUCAGUGAAUGCGUAUGCCAAUCAAAUCAAAUUCGUGGCAGGAAUUUAGGUUCAAAAAUCUUUCAGGUCACAUAAUUAUUUUGGGGGCAUGAAAGACAACCCAGUGUGGUCAGAAACAUUUGUCCCUCAAGCUUACAAAGUUAUAUUGAACUUGAAGUUCUAACUUUCAGAAAAAGGAACACCCCCUAGGAUUUCUCAGGGGACAGGAACCAUCCAUAAGUUUGCAGAUGGUUGGCAACCCUGACUCUUAGAAUAGAUACAAAAUUGUACAAGUAACCAGAGACAUACAAGCCUAUCAAGUCUACCUUAAAUUUUUUCCAUGUGGGUUUCACAUCUUCGUGGAAUUGAUCACAUCUACUUGGUUGUGCACCGAGUAAAUAAUUUUGGUUUUCCUCAAGAAAAAGAAGAGCUUAAAGAUAAAUUAGAAAAACUAGCAGAAGAGAUUUAUUGGACUAAAGGGCUUGAAGUUUGGUCAUAUUUUACUGGGUUUGAGAAGUUGUCUCUGAAAGAACUGAUAAAUUAUCACCCAGCUCUUAAUGAAUCUUCAGUAUCCAUAAGUUCCACUUCUGAACAGGAACAUGGAAAUUGUAUCCCAAAAUUUCGAGUCACCUGUUAUCGAACAGGGCAAAACCACAAUUUUACAUCGAUGGAUGCAGCAGCAUAUUUUGGGGGUGGUAUUAAUGAUCGCUUUCACUGGAAAGUUGACAUGAAGAACCAUGACAUUGAGAUUAUUCUGAACAUAGAAAAUGAUGAUCUUUAUGUGUGUAUUGCUCUGACAAAGACUAGCUUACACAAAAGAAACCUUCAGCACUUUGGUCCAACGUGUCUCAGAGCAACAGUUGCUUAUAACAUUUUACGAUUAUGUGAAAUCAAGCCAGGUGACAUUGUCUGUGAUCCAAUGUGUGGGGGAGGAUCUUUACCUAUUGAGGGUGUGUUGAGCUGGCCCGAGGCCCAUCACAUCUGUGGAGACAACCAUGAUUUGGCUACUCCAAGAACUAAACAAAAUCUUGAAGCUGUAAAUCAAGAAAUGAAAGAAAUAGGAAAAAAAAGACAGGUAGUUGAUAUAUUUAGGUGGGAUGCCACACAGCUUCCUAUAAGAGACCAUUUUGUUGAUGUUUUUGUGACAGAUUUGCCAUUUGGAAGAGGCUUGGCUCCAAAGCAGACAAUCGAGUUUUAUAUCCAAAAAUACUGGAACAAAUGGCUAGAGCUUCUAAACUGGAAAUGGGAAGAGCAGUUUUACUAACUCAUGAUAAAGUUUCUUUGACAAAGGCAAUUUUUCGACAUAGAAAGCUCUGGCAUCAGGCAAGAGUCGUUGGAGUCAACAUUGGUGGCCUUGCAGCUGCUGUGUUUAUCCUGAAACGUACAUCAAACUUAUCUUGAUGGUUGCUAGAAGUUGUU